Coniophora puteana RWD-64-598 SS2 is the source of this 2496-nucleotide messenger RNA. RefSeq lists its product as uncharacterized. The record is from RefSeq and is a predicted model, not a curated record. The coding region runs from base 14 to 2257 and encodes 747 amino acids. NCBI's taxonomy places the organism in Eukaryota, Fungi, Basidiomycota, Agaricomycetes, Boletales, Coniophoraceae. The transcript is spliced from 2 exons.
GAGGCAGUCGUCAAUGUCGGCCAAGUCGGUGACGAGGUCCACCUCUAUCCGCCAGUCUAUUGGCAAGGCCUUCGCCGAUGUCAUGAACAAGGACCGGGAACCCCAUCAGACAUCACCCACCGACAAGCCUCUCAAGAAACCCAGAGAAUCAUCUUCUGGCACCCGCCGUCUCAGCGCACUACAUGCUAUGCAGUCUGCCAUACCACACAGCGCCACUGCUUCUUCCCGACUGGACGCUCCGGGCCCGGCUCAUCCUGCAAAAGACGCUCGGGAUCAGAGGGCGAAGGAGGACGGGAUGAUGACGGACACGGCCACCACGGCUAAGACACUUACCCGCACCUCUAGGAGGCGGUCUGCCAUCCCCUCCGCGGAGAAGACCGGCCCCGGCCAUGCAACCACGGACGAGGGCAAGAAGACUCCGGAGGCUCCGGCCCACCCUCCAGCACGUCGGGCAUCACUCCGGCCUCGCACGUCGCAGGGCACGAGCGCGUUGCCGUUGCCCAAGUAUCGCCCCAGAUCUGUGCUCGCCGAUGAUGUCAAGGACACCGCAGCUGCGAAGAGGUCGGCGAUACCCGUCAAGCCGCCUGUGCGUCGCCAGACGAGCAGCUCCGAUGACGACAAGGACGAGGACAGCAGCUCCCCGGGUGCGUCCAAGGGGAAGCUGCUCGACAGCCAGGCCACCGACGACGACCAUGACCACUCCCGCGACCGCAAGGGGCGCAUCAGCCCUCUGUCGCACAGCACCCUUGCCGUCAAAGUCAGUCUGCCCGGGUCGGCGCCCCCGACAACGACGACGAUCGACAUCACGCCCACCCGCAAAGGUGGCAAGGUGUCGCCUUCGCAACCGCCAAAGUCAAAAUCCAAGCUGCCGGCUACGAAGCCGCCAACACGCUCGUCUACCACGCCGUCCUCUGCGACCCCUCCCUCCACCAUCGGGCGGCAUGCCGCAGCAGUCCCUCGGCGGUCAUCUAUAUCAUCGGGCAGGCCCACUCCUUCACCUCAUGGGUCUACCUCCAAGGCCACAUCGUCCUCUUUGCUAAAGGCCAGCACUGAUUCUCACAAGUCUACCCCAUUGCGGAAGAGCCCGCUGCGUCAGAGCAGCCAGCCGCCCGAAUCCCCGCUCGCACGCCGCUCGCGGAACGGUUCUGACUCUACUCUUGGUCCGCGGACGCCUGGUCAGUCAUCUCGCGACGCCGACAGCGAAGACAGCACCGAAGCCGACGAUGUCGAGCUGUUGCUGGCUCCUGUCGCCUCGCCCGACGCCCCGACGCCUUCUAUUCCUCGUACCCAAACACAUCGCAGAACGCGGACAGACCAGCCUGAAUUCCAGACACCCACCAAAGCCACCGAUGGCAUGCCCCGCUCGACCAGCUACUCACAUUCACCUCUAAUUCUUCCCAAGGGCUCUGACCCUUCGCCGCGGCACCUACGUCCCCUUCAGGGCGUAGAGCGGGGGUCGAUUCUCUCAUGGGACCAGAUGGCCAAGGACGCUUCUAAGCUGCUCUCGCCAGACGAGGUCGGGCACAUGCUCCACGAUGUCCCUGCCCCAUUCACUCCCGGUCCCGCCUCGCCCAUGAUGACCGCCGUCCUCGGUCUCGAAAGCCCGAACCUCUGUCCUCUACCCUCUCCCGGAGACUUUGCAUCGAUCUCGCAGGUCCUCCUCCCAGAAGUAACACCGUCGCCAGCCGUGCACCACCAGACGUUCGACCACACGCCGAACGGCUCGCCCGGCAUCGACUUGGGCACCGUCACCCGCCUGCGGCUGCAGAUCGCGUUCGCCGAGAACCUAGCGAGCGAGCGGCUCGAGCGGCUGCAGGACGUCGAGGAGCAGCUGCAGCGCGCUCAGCACGCGCGCGCGGCGGAGGCGGAGGACCUCGCCGCGCAGCUGGCCGCGCUCCAGCAGCAGCUGCACGGCAGCGUCGAGGCGCGAGAGCGCCGCGAGGAGGACCACGCGGCGUACACGCUCUCGCUCGAGGACCAGCUGCGCCACGCGGAGGCGGCGCGCGACGGCGCGGUGCAGGCGGCGGUUGCGCGCGCGCAGGAGGAGGCGCGCCGGCGGAUGAGGGAGACGAUCGGCGGUGCGCGGGUGCGGUGGGAUGCGGUGCAGGUUGCGCAGACGGCGGGGCUGCGCUGGGAGGUCGUGCGCGAUAAGGCCGAGGCGGAUCUCGGCGAUGUUAAGGCGGAUCGGGCGACGCUGCAGGUUCUCCUCGGUAUGCUGGAGCAGAGCCGGAGACGGGUGCGCGGUAUGAAGGCCUGAGUGAUUUUAGCAUCCCUAGUUUAUUGCAUUCGUUCACCUCUACUUAUGAUUCGUCAUGUAUGUAAUGGACCUCGUGUACUUCUAGUAUUACCCUUUUACCCUCUCCCUCUCGCCUCGAGUGAUUCGGUCAUGUGCAUGAUCCAUACCUUCCUUUUGAUCUUUUCCAUUUCCAUUCAUGUGUAUUAUAUAAGUAUAUAGGUAGUACAUUAGACGUGCUGCGAUCAUGAUCCUCUUAAUCC